This is a messenger RNA of Didymodactylos carnosus, 858 nucleotides long. The record is from the annotation of a GenBank genome assembly. Lineage: Eukaryota; Metazoa; Rotifera; Eurotatoria; Philodinida; Philodinidae.
AUGAUGUACGGAAGAGGGACGGGACGUGACGUAACGUGGAAUGCCGAGAAACGUUUAAAAGCAAUGACGGUAUUGAGGCCUGCUCUUUCUAAUUUGUCUUAUUCGUCUGUUAUUUUUUCCGUUAUUCCGGGUGCUUUUCGUCCUUUCAUUUCAACUACCCAGUCCACCCAUGUACACCCUAUGAGGCAAAAAUUUACUAUUGUGAAACUUGCUGGUAUUGAUGUUGUCUAUUGUACAAAAAGUAAAAAACCGAUUUGUGUUUAUGAGUCAUUGUUUAAUAUCAUAAAAGAAUGUCAUGACGCCGUCUCACAUGAAGGAAGAGAUAAAACUUUAACAGAAGUAAAUUCACAUUAUUCAUGGGUGCCAAAGAUUGUUAUUGAAAUUUAUCUCAAAACGUGUGUAGCAUGUCAAGUACGAAAACCAUUGAAACAUCCAGCUGUAUCGAAACCAAUCAUAUCUUUGGGUGUAAUGACAAGAUUGCAAAUUGACUUAAUAGAUGUGCUUACCAGACCCGAUAUUGUAAGUAGGGAUAUUGUAUAUUCUUGGAUUCUUCAUUGUAUCGAUCAUUUUUCGAAAUUUACAUUUGCUUAUUCGCUGAAAAAUAAAUUAGCGGUUGAGGUUGCGUCGAAACUUCGUAAAUUGUGUUUUAGUUUUGGUCCACCACAUUUAUUAUACUCGGAUAACGGUGCAGAAUUUGUUGCUCCAGUGAUUGUUGAACUCACAACACUUUUUCCAGAUAUGUGUUUUAUUCGAGGGAGACCACGACAUCCACAAUCACAAGGUUGUAUAGAACGUGCUAAUGGUGUUUUAAGUGUUGCUUUAGGAAAAUGGCUUGAUACAAACCAUUCAACUCAUUGA